Pocillopora meandrina is the source of this 9342-nucleotide messenger RNA. The record is from the annotation of a GenBank genome assembly. NCBI's taxonomy places the organism in Eukaryota, Metazoa, Cnidaria, Anthozoa, Scleractinia, Pocilloporidae.
AUGUCUUCCCCAGGACAAGGGAAAGGAAAAAAUAAACGCAAAGGUAAGGGACGUGGAAGAGGACGAGGAAGAGGACAAGAUUUACCAUCUAACCCUGGCAGGACUGAACAUGUUGGGAAGGCUCCUGAUGAGGAUAGGAAAACAACUGAGGAGGAGCCAGGUUGUAUAAAUCGUACGGAUUUAACAGCUGAUUUUGAUGAGAAACCUGCCGCUGGUGCGUGCGGUAAUUCGACAAAUGGUACCGUUGUUGAUAAACUAGGACAGGAGGAAAUCUUCCCCUCUGCCAGCGGAGAGACGACAACAGUUGAGGAACACAGUCAAAGGGGAAGUUCUUCGGGUGAAACACCAUCAAAGUCUAAAAAGACCAAAGGAAAACAACGCGGUACACAAUCAAGUCCUCCUGACGAUAAAGGCAAAGGUACUUUUAGUCAAACUGAAGUUUGCUGAUUUUCUGAGAAGGAAUGUUGUGUGCAUUUAAUAACAACAUGUAUUUAGAACGACAGCCCUUUCUUUUCUGUGAGAAGCUUUUUUGCCAAAAAUUCGAGGCAUUAAUAGCAUUGGGAUCUAAAGAAAAAAAAUAACAUUUCCCGAGGGAAAAAAAACUAAAAUAUUAAACUUUUAUUGAGAUCAGAUAUACUCUGAUCGACCACAGACCCUCUUGUAUUAGAGGGAGGGCAGUUAAAAAAAAGCGAAAAAAUAGGAUGAAAGAAAGAAAAAAUUGUCUAUGAAUGGUUUCAGGUGAACUUUUAGAAAUACUGUGUUAUGAAUGUUCUUUUGCUGUCUUAUGAUCUGAACUCAAUUUCAUGUAAGGAACUAAGUUAAUCUCAACCAGUAGAUUGAAUUUAUUUUCUAUUUAUUCAAAGCUUCCACUUUGCCUCCGGGUGCAGCAGCAGCUGAUGCUUCGUCAACAAAAACUGUUGGUGGUACCACCCCAUCUUCGGCUGCUGUUACAAGCAGUACAGCGGCAGUGGACAGAGAAGUUGAAGAUGUAACUAAAAAGCUAGGUUCUUCUCUGGGAAGUGGAGGUACAGUAAAAGCCUUUAACUCUUUUUUUCAUUAUUUUUUAUUGUGGUACAAUAGUAACACUACAAUGCAUCGCAAGAACUUAGUUUACAUAACAUUACAAUGUUGAGAAAAAGGAAAGAAUAAAAAACAUUAAUGAGAAAAUAAAAAGAGUACUGACAACACAAAUUAAGCAUGGAAAUAAAUGCAAAAAGGAGGGGGUGUCUUCAGUGCCACAAAUUAUUUUUAACAAUGUUUCAAUACUCUUUUAUUAUAUACAAUUUUCAGUAACAAGCAGUGUAGAGGAACUUAUCUAUGUUAAAAUAUUUUUAAAGAUUCUGAUGAUAAGACUUCAUCUACUGUGUUGGGGGCCUGGAAAGUGGCAGAAAGAAGACAGCACUCUUAUUUUCAAAAUCACACAAAAUGGCUCCCCAGAAGCUACCAUAACAGUUGAAUAUUGUUCUAAAUAUUUCUUUGAAUUAGGAUUUUUAUUUCUAGUCCAAGUAUCAAAAAAAACAAAAAUGAGUAUGAAAUUUAUUUGUACUCAAAUGCUGACUGUGAUGUAUUGAUUGGGUUAAUUCUCUCUCAGAACACACUCCUCGUCAGACUCAAGCAAACAGUGGAAUGCGUCCUCCUCUCAGACCAGGCUAUGGCACAAAGGGUCGCCCUAUAGCAUUAAGGGCAAACUUCUUCCGCCUCAAUAUCUCACCACAGCUUUCAGACCUGUACCACUACGAUGUUGAAAUAACUCCACAAAGAUGUCCUAAAAGUGUUAAGAGAGAUGUUGUUAAUGAAAUCAUUAAUAAGUACAAACAGACAACAUUUAAAGGCCAUCAUCCUGCUUUUGAUGGAGAAAAGAAUUUGUACAGCAGGAUAAAGCUACCUGUUCCUGUGAGUUUCCUAUCAACAGCAUUUUGUAAUGUGAUAUAGUUACCCCUCAUUGAUGUACGAGGCGAUUAAAGGCCAAUGCUAAAAAGUUUAGCUUUAAAAACUCAUUACACAGGCCAAUUUAUAUUAUCAACUCAGUUGAUAAAACUAGAUUAUCUUGGAAAAAAAAUAAUUUGAACUGCAACACAUGUGUAAACAUUGCAUAAAAGAAGUAUGAAGACAUCACUUUGUGAGCAACACUUAAUUGUUAAUUGAGCAAUUUUUAAUUGUUAACAAUUAAAUCUAACUUCAAACAAGGAUGGCCUUGGUUAAAAGAAAAAAAUGAGAAAAUAUGAGUGUUUAUGUUUUACACUUUGUCAUGAAAUAUCUUUCAGCCAACCCUGGAAUUCUUUCAAUACUCUAAUCCACAAAUCUCCUGUUGGAGUUAAGGAGUUCUUUUCCUUUUUUUGUGUAACUUACAGGCUGAACUUAAUGUUAAACUACCAGGUGAAGAUGGAGGAAGAGACAAGGAUUUCAAGGUUAGCAUUUGCUUUGAUAUAUGUCACAUACAAGACAUAGUGUACACAACAAUACACUGAUAAUAAUGCCUUGGUGAUAGUCAUUUUUUGAAUGCAAUUACUCUUUUGCAUUGAAUGGAUGAUAAACAAUCAGUUUAAAAAUAAACUUGACAUAGUCUGCAAUUUUUAUCUGUUGCUCAAGAUGGAAUGCUAUCUGCAGAUCUUUAGAAUUGUCACAUUUGUGCUGAAAGAAUUACUACUGAAUAUGCAUAAUUUGAAAUUUUAGGCAGCUUGUAGACAUACCAAAUAGAUAAUAAUUUCAAAAUAUUUUAACACUUAUUCUUGUUUAACCCACCAGGUUAAAAUUCAGUUUGCUGCUGCGGUAAGUCUUUUGGAACUUAACAACUUUUUGAGUGGAAAACAAUAUGGCAAAAUACCUCAGGAUGCAGUACAGGCAUUGGACAUUGUGGUGCGACAGAUGCCAUCAAUGUAUUACACCCCUGUUGGAAGAUCAUUCUUUCCAUUUGAUGGUCAAGGAAGACCCCUGGGAGAGGGAUGUGAGCUGAAAUUUGGUUUUUAUUCAACUAUUCGGCAUUCUGAGUGGAAGGCCAUGCUGGUAAACAUUGAUGGUGAGUUGUUGUUAUUGGUAAAAUUUUAUAUAAAUUACAUGUUCUUACCAUUGCUUCAAAAAAAAUUUGAGAAAUACUUGAAAUGUAAUGUCUGCUUGGUAAUAUCCAAGUCUUAAGAAAUUUAUUUUCAAGAGCAUACUGUAAUUCUGGAAAUGAAAUACUGUUUCCUUUUGAAAUUGAGCUUCCCAGUGUUGAUCUUGAACCCGUUAACCCUUUACAGUCCCUAACAUCAGUAUGUAUCUUCUCCAUACUGUUCUCUAUAUAUUUCAAAGAACUGUCCAAUGUUUACAUAAUAUUCUCAGUGAGUUUCUGUACUUUCAGUCUCUGCAAAAGGAUUUUACAAAGAUCAAGCUGUUGUUCCUGAUUUCCUGUGUGAAACGCUUAAAGUGCAACCCCAUAAUCUUGAAGACCGCCAAUUUGAACCUGACAGACGGAAGCUUGAGAAAGCCAUACGCGGUGAGUUGCUUUGUUUUCUGUUCUCUAACCAUUAUUAUUAUAAAUAUCUGUGUACAGGUAUGUUCAUUAGGGUGGUCUGUUCAUUGUGGUGGUUUGUGAAUUGUGGUGGGGUUAUACCAAGCUGCAAAGCGGGAAUGUAAAUAUCCACCAAUUUCAUUCAGAAACUGAGGUAAUUAUUAAUAAUUAUUUUCAAGUUAGUACACAGAGAAGCCAAAAUGGAGUAUCCUUAUGUAUUUUCUCUAACUUGCCAAAAAGUGGCCAGAAAGUAAACUCUUGAUAAUUCUGUCUCUUUGGCUACAUGGAGAAGUAUCUUGUAUGUUAUAUGUACUUGCUAAUCUCUUCCAAAUUCCAAGCCAGCAAAUCAGCAUACCAGUAAGGUAUUGUAAAAUACUUAUGAUGAUUAUAAUUAUAGUAUGUUAUAUUACAAUUAAUGUAUUUUUUAUUAUUUUGUAAUAUUGCAUUGUUUCAUAUUGCAUUACAUGAGUUUAUAAUUAACUUUGAUACCUUUUUUUUGCAAACUAAACUUAAAUUAUAAAUAUAAAAUAAUAUGAACACUUGUUCAUAUAUAUUUGUAAACUUCACUCUUAUCAACUGCAUACUUGGAUGAUGGUGGAAGCUCACUUGAUUCUGUAAACAUUUUUUUAAGCAAUAUCAUAGUAUUUCCAAUGUUUUAUCAAGUAUGAAUUAUGGGCACUCCUUUGAUUUGUAGUUUAAAUGACUGAACUUUAUUCUUAGUGUUUACAUAGAAAAAAAUUGGCCUCUGAGUUCCAUAAUAUCUUACCUAAAAGUGAUAAUAAAAUAGGGUACAGCAGAGUUAUAUUUUAAAUGGCCUUGAAUUUUGUAGACUUGUGUUUAUUAAACUUUAACACAAUAUCCAUUUUGAGAGAAUUAAUACUUUUUUAAAGAAGCUUAAUAGUGGUAAUAUUGUCACGAGGACAUACAUAUUUUUUAUUUUCUUUUGAACAGCUUUCAUAUAAUAAUGAAAAUUUAAAUAACUUAAUAGAGUCUUAAGAUUUUUCUGACUCUGUGUGAUAUUUUUUGAUUAAGGUAAUAAUAUGUGAUUUUUUUUGGGUGUGUUACAGGAAUUCGUAUACAAACUACUCAUGCUAGCUCUAUAAAGAGGAAGUACACAGUUUGGGGCGUGUCAGGAAAUUCAGCGGACAGAAUGCAGUUUGAUGUAACAGAUGAGGCAAUAGGUCACACAUCCAAAACAACUGUUGCAGAUUAUUUCAAGGAUAGAUACGGGCUAAUUUUGAGGUGUGAACUGUAUGAUUAGUAUAACCUGUGGGCUGUUUAUUAUGCGCAUAUUGUGGGCUUCUCACGAAUUUCACAAGAGUUUGUUUCCUUCUCAGAAGUACUGCUGCAAAAAAUGAGAGCUUGCACAAUUUUACAUUUGCUUUAAGGUGUCUUAAUAUUAAGCUUUGUUAUCUGUAGGUACCCUCACCUACCAUGCUUACAAGUUGGACAGAAAAAGGACAGGUAUCUGCCCAUGGAGGUGUGUACCAUUAUUCCUUGUCAAAGAAAGCAUUUGUCUGAACAACAGACUACAGACAUGAUCAAAAGCACUGCACGCCCUGCGCCUGAGCGACAGCGUGAUAUUCAACACUGGGUAGGUUAAUUUCCCACUUGAAGUCUUUUUUUGUGUUUGAAUUGACUUGCAUGUAUCUUUUUCAUUUUGGGUAUUCAUUGUGCCAUGGUAUACUUUGUUAUUAACAAAAUUUGUAGUUUGCGAAGCAAAGCCUUUUCGAGGUAGAUUUCAUUUUGCAUGUAGCUAAAAAAAAUUUGCGUCUGUUAUGGAGCAAAACGAAUAUAACGACAGUCGCUACAACAACGAAGUUCUUUGGCUCAGACGAAGGGCUGACGCUCUAAACGUCAGUUUUAGAAACUCUUCACAUUGGCCAAUUUACAUUAUCAACUUAUUUGACUGAUGCUAAGUUAUCGUGUUCUACCCCUUCCCCUCCCCCCCUGGCGCAACACCACAGUUUCUUUAGAAAUUUACCCCCUUUGAACUUAAUAAGACAACGACUCCUGAUUGGUGCAAGUCGAACAGGAAACGAACUAGAGCUGUUUAACAUCUUAAGUAAUUUUUUUUUUUGAUUGAGAUACGUUACAACUGUAGAUCCUCUGUUGUUCUUAUCAAAAGAGGUCGAUAUUACUAUUUAGAUUCCGCGAUUUUUUUGUUCUUUUUUCAGCAAGGUGCGCAAAAAUGAAUACAAAUUCAAAGAAAUGCCUGAGCCACGUAGUCCAAUGGUGACUACACAAAAUAUCCUCAACGGAGUUUUUUGCAAAAGCAUCGACCUCCUGAAAAAAAAUGUUUGAACUCUUCUUGUGUUAAAAAUGCUAAUGUUUCUCUUAUGCGAUUUAAAUCUUAUUAGGUCCAAGAAAUGACUCGAGCAAGUAGUAAAUACUUAAGAGAUGAGUUCCAAACCUCAGUCAGCACAGAGAUGGUUAAGGUGGAAGGACGUGUGCUUCCACCACCCAGAAUCAACCUUGGGCCGCAGGAUCAGCCAUUGGUUCCUCGUGAUGGUUCAUGGGAUAUGCGCAACAAAUCGUUGCAUGAUGGAGCCCGCAUCGAUAAGUGGGCAUUGGCUUGUUUUUGCGGGAGAUGUCGGGAAGACCAGCUGAGAAAUUUUUCUAAGCAAAUGGGCAAUGUAUCCAGUCGACAGGGUUUGAGGAUGUCAGAGGAGCCAGUUGUUGUGAGAUACGGCAGGGGUGCCAGAGAGGUGAGAUAUCUUCACAUUUGACAGGUGUUACGCGAAAACGAAAUGAGUGUCAUUGAAAAAUCCACUGAGCAGAGUUCAGAAGGGUACUCUUUGCUAAAACUAUGAACAGUGAAGAAUGAGUGGACAGUGCUGUUUACUUAUUCAUCGGGUAGUGAUUGGGUGUCAAAGGAAUUGAGUGGCGCUACUAACGAUCCAAGCUUUGAUUAUUUACGCCCUUAAGGCUCUACUUUGCAAGCAAGGAAUUCUCAGGUAAAAGAGAAUUGUUUCUCUCUUCGUCACGUAGGACACUUGUAGAUUGCUUUAUUUGUGUUUUUUUUUUGUAUUUCACGCGCUCCUUAAGCGAUCGAUACGACCCUCAAGUAAUGCCUUAGGGAUUAUUUUGGAAACUUGAAAAUGAAACAGCGGUGGAAGAGCAUAUGCCUCAUUCGACGAGCAAUGAGCAAAAUGUCCGUUUGUAUUACAUGGUGAACUUUCAAAUAAGGUGUACUUUUGUACAGAAACUCAGAUCACGCGUAAGGUAGCAAUUAGUGUUCCUGUGUUAGAUCCAUCUCGUAGAAUGAUAACAGCAAAUUGUGUUACACUUAUGGACAGAUUAGAAUUCUUUUAUUACAAAACAAGUAGAGUUUGAAUUCAUGUAGGCUUCCAUGAUUUUAUUUCAUUUUUAAUACUUUCAGGUAGAGAGUUUGUUUUCUAAAUGGGUUGUGGACAUUCCAGGCCUACAACUGAUCAUGGCUAUUCUGCCCGAGAGAGACAAACAAAUCUAUCCGGAGAUAAAACGUGUCGGAGACAAUGUCAUUGGAAUUCCAACGCAGUGUGUUCAGUCAAAACACGUAAACCGUACCAAUCCCCAGGUUUGCGCCAACAUUGCGUUGAAGAUUAACUCCAAACUUGGUGGAAUUAAUCAUGUUAUAGAUCCAGGUGUAAAGUCGCCUGUUUUCAGAGAACCUGUUAUUAUCUUUGGCGCCGACGUCACCCACCCCUCCCCGACUGAAAAUGGAAUUCCUUCCAUUGCUGCUGUUGUAGCGAGCAUGGACGCUAAUGCCACUAAGUACUGUGCACGAGUGCGAGCACAGAACCACAAGAGUGGUAAAGGUGCGCAAGAGAUAAUAAAUGACUUGGCGGUUAUGGUGAAAGAGCUUUUAAUUGAGUUUUACAAAGCCAAUCGGAAGCUUAAGCCUAGCAAAAUCAUCUUCUACCGGGACGGAGUCAGCGAGGGUCAGUUUGACCAAGUUCUUGUUCAUGAGGUGCGGGCUGUACAACAGGCCUGUAUUAUGCUUGAAAAAGAUUAUCGCCCGAGAAUCACUUUUGUUGUGGUUCAGAAGCGCCAUCAUACGAGAUUGUUCUGUGAAAACCAACGAGAUGAAGUUGGCAAAGCAAGGAAUGUUCCUCCUGGUACAACAGUGGACAGCGGUAUCACACAUCCGUAUGAAUUCGACUUUUAUUUGUGCAGUCAUUAUGGAAUCCAGGUACAUCAGCUUUAACAUGACAUGUCGAGUUUUUUUUCGUGAUUGGGAACUUGAUUAUUCUUUGUCAAUCAAACCCUUACCUUUUCUUGGUUGCAAUGUAGCUGUGCUAUCCCACCAACUGGGAAAAAAACUACGGCAUUUUUUUGUCUCUUUGUGUCUAGUCUUCUAUUCAUCUUUGAACGUGUGAAAGAGCACCAUCCUCUCCACACAUUUCAUAAAUAUAAGUACAACUCUGACAUGAAUUACGAGAGGUUUGCUUAAGUGGUGGACUAGUAUAGGAUGAUUUGCAUACGGGUUGUCAAAUUCAAAAAGUCUCGAAGGCAUUCAGGUUUCCGAAUAAUCUCGUUCCAAAGUCUUUAACGGAAAAAUCUUUAUCCAUAUGGAUGGCAUUAUUAUUCCUCCUGUGACCUUAUCGAAAAAGAGAGGGAAAAUCGUUUACAUAUAAUUAUUUCUCUUCCACGAACUAAAAAUUUUAAAACAUGGCUUUAGGACAGCUGUGUAAACUUUCUGGAACAACCUACCCAGUAACCUAAGUCAGACAAAAUCAUAAUUUAGUUGAUUCAAGCUAUUACUUGGUUUUUAUUUUGAAGUUAGUGAAACACCAAUUUUGUGAUCAGGUUGAGCUCGUAUCGAUUUUAGAUUAUUUAUUUUGUUUGAGGACGUUUUAAGGCAUGCGUGAGACGUAGUUCCCUUUGUUAAAACAGUCAUUUAUUUCUUUUUUUUUUUCCUCAAUAAAGUUUACUCUGAUUUUACCCCGGCUUAUAGGGAACAAGCCGACCUACACACUAUCACGUGUUGUAUGACGAUAACUCAUUCACAGCAGACGGCCUUCAGCAACUCACAUACCAGCUAUGUCACGUGUACGCACGGUGCACACGCAGUGUUUCUAUGCCAGCCCCCGCCUAUUAUGCCCAUUUGGUGGCUUUCAGAGCCAGACACCACGUGACCGGAAAUGGAAGGUUAGUGUUCACAGACUUGAUGACCCUUGUAUUUUUAUUGGAAUUUGUGUUCGAGUUGUUACUUUUUCUCUUUGUCUUACUUUGGACUGUCAGUUGCUUAAAAAACGUUUUAACUUUUUAGCACCGCUAGUCCUUACUAAACAUGAUUCCUCUUCCGAGCCAGUUUACUUGUAAAGUUUUAUUAAAAGUAGAAUCUUCUUGUUUCAGUAUCGACCUGGAGAAGUCUGCAAAAGCCAUCGAAGUCAACGCUAAGAUGAAAGGAGCCAUGUACUUUACUUAGCUAUUCAGCGGGAAUAUGAUGUGCACAUGCGCAAUUUAACGUAAUGGCAAUGACGAACACAACGAAAGAAAGAUUGUGUUAUAAUUGUUAUAAAUUAAUACUGACUCCCAGGAAUGAUCAAAGUUUCACUUCUCCUUACGAUUCAUAUAUUUUGUCUUACAAACAGUUUAGGAGAUUAGACAUGCUUAUCAGCCAGAGUGUUUUCUGAUAGAACACCAUAUUAACCAGUCUCAAUCAGAGGGAAUUGCAUGUCCGUCAGAAGAGAGAAUUACCGCUUGGAUCUGGGAAUUAAAUGGUCCAACCAGAAUUAGUAAACAAGACGACUAUUGCUAUGAAGACAUCAAUUUAAAUAACUGCUUGUUUUUUCCUCAUUUUGUUAAAAAAAGGGUUGGGCUAUUUAGUGGUAUCACUCUUGAUUUGAGCAAAAUUGUAUUGAAAAAAA